Lecanosticta acicola is the source of this 831-nucleotide messenger RNA. The record is from the annotation of a GenBank genome assembly. Lineage: Eukaryota; Fungi; Ascomycota; Dothideomycetes; Mycosphaerellales; Mycosphaerellaceae.
AUGGCCGACACCACAUCCACUGCAAAUACGGGUGCCGCGCCCGAUAAGACGCGUCGAUCGCGGAUCACCGCCGCCUGCGCCGUCUGUCGGGCCAAACGCCAGAAAUGCAGUGGUCAGAAGCCGGUAUGCGACCAAUGCCGUGCCCACAACGAAGAGUGUUGGUGGAGCGAUCAGAAGAAACGCGGCCCGGCCAAGGACUACCUGCGAUCACUCCAAGAUCGUCUCCAGGAGACCGAGAAGCUAUUACUCGGCGUGCUCAACCAAGCCUCCGACGACGCCUUGCACAACGGACUACAACAGGCCAAUUCGAAUUCGAAUCCGCCAGCUCCCAGCCACCAAACAUGGACGAGCGUGUGCUCUGGACAGGAAUAUUGGGCACAUUAUCCCUUGAAUGAAUUGAGUUCGAUCCGACAGUGGCAGCAACAUCGAAUGUCCGGUGACCUUGCCUCAUUCCAGCCGAAUGCUCCAUUAUCCAGGCACCUUCGUGCCGCCACAGCCUCUGGUCCACCCCAAGCAGGCCCAACAUCGACGGGUCACUCAUCCGCGAUUAGUCGCGUUGCCCAAAAUGGGCCAUACUACCAGACGCCUCACGCAGACCAAUUCAAUGGAGACGCCGGACUACGGGAACAGCCAACCUAUCAGACUCCCUCACAUGAAAGACGGUACAGCGAGGAGACUCGCGAUGUCGCGCAGGCAUUGUAUUCUAUCUCGAAUCAUCUAGUGGAAGGGUCAACACAGCCGGUCCCAGCGCAAGAUGCGCCUUCAGAGCCCAAGGACGAGAAAAGCCAGGAGACCCUACCUUCCAAGUUUCCAGAAAAGCUUUUCUGGUAG